This is a messenger RNA of Macrosiphum euphorbiae (potato aphid), 1212 nucleotides long. The record is from the annotation of a GenBank genome assembly. Lineage: Eukaryota; Metazoa; Arthropoda; Insecta; Hemiptera; Aphididae.
AUGCGACCUGGUAGUAGGCAGCGUUCUGUAGUCUGGGAUCAUUUUAAGAAAAGUGUAGAUAACAAAUAUGCUGUUUGCCAAAAAUGCAAAAAAGAUUUUAAGUAUUAUGGAAAUACAACGAACUUCAAAGAUCAUUUGAAAAGAAAACAUCCAUUAACUUUAAAUAUGGCAUUCAUAAAUGAGGAUGAUCCAGAUUCCGAAUUACUAACUGUAACCAAUUUAACGGGCCCGUCAACUUCAUCAAUCUCUUCUUCUUUACCUAAUAACGAUUUAACAACACCAGAACCUCCUUUAGAGCCUCCUGUAAAACGUCAACGCCAACUUAGGCUAUAUGUUUCAAAAUUAAAAGGCAUGUUAAAAACUGUUCUCAAUGUAUCAGUUACUACAGAUAUGUGGACAUCUGACUCUAAUAAGGCCUAUAUUACAGUUACAUGUCAUUUCAUAUUCGAUGAUAUUUUAUACUCACCAGUUCUUGCAACAAGGGAAGUGCAUGAUUCACAUACUGGGGAGAAUAUUGCUGCUUCACUUAGACUCAUUUUUAAUGAAUGGGAAAUAGGUAAUAAAAUUGUCACUAUAGUAUCCGACAAUGGAGCAAAUAUUAAAAAUGCAAUUAACCAACACCUUAAAAAACAUCACCAACCUUGUGUGGCACAUGCACUAAAUUUAAGUGUAAUUGAAGCCAUAAACAAUAAUAAUGAACUAAGUCAGGUAAUACAAACAUGUAAAACAAUUGUUGGACAUUUUAAACACAGCACUUCUGCUACUGAAAAAUUAAAAAUGUACCAAAACCAAAUGGGUCUGCCUCAGUUAAAAGUCAAACGAGAUGUGUCUACGAGAUGGAACUCCAAAUUAAUCUUGAUGGAAAGACUUCUUCAAAUUAAGGCUCCUUUGUCCGCUGCUAUUACUUCCCUUCCACGUGCACCAAACGGUUUGACUGCCUUAGAAUGGGAACUUAUAGAAGACUGUAUACCACUUUUAAAACCAUCAUUCGAAAGCAUGACAACAGUAUUGUCUGGCGAAAAAUAUCCGACGUUAUCAAUGGUUAUACCACUAAUACGAGGCCUACAAUUUACCAUUGGAAAUAUCAAACCAAAAACCAAUUCUGGACGAUUAUUAAAAACAUCAUUAUCAAAUUCUGUAUCCAGAUGUUUAGGAUCAUUACAAUUAUUAUUUCGAUACAUAAAUACAAUAAAAUAUUUGUCUUACAAUUAG